UAUGCCUUAACUCAUUGACAUGUAUGUAUGCAUGUAUCUGUCUAUGCGUCUACCUUUCUAUCUGUCAACCUACCAAAAGUUUAGCUCAAUUCGCACAAAUCUCUCUCUACUUCAUCGCCACAACACAACACCACAAACGCCCGCAUUUCCCGCGGUCUUUUAAUACUCUCUGUCCGCGUUUGUUACCGAUCACGUGACGUUUCGAAACCCGUCAUGAGCUGCAUGCUGAAGAACUUUGCAAAACAGUUCAAUCUUGUGUAUCGAAAUUGCCUUCUCUAGUUUAGGUCACUACAAUCCGGCGACAUCCGUCGCUCUAGUCCUUGAAAUUUCACGGUCAAAUGGCCCGUUGAUCCGCCUACUCUGUUCACCACGCUGAUGUCACAAUGAUGCAGACCCUUUGUUAUGCGCCUCACAUUUUGUUGUUCAGCAAACAUCUGCGCUGUUCAGAGUCUUUUCACCAAGGAAGUACCGACUUCACUGAACCGAGAUGGAGUCAACUGAGGCUCUCGUGAAAUCCCAGUCGGCCUGGGCUCACAUGAGUCACUUGUUUGCUAUACUUUGUCUGGUUGCCAUCAUCUAUAAAUUAACCAACUUCUUUGUCCGGAGAAGACAUACGCUCCAAAACUUUGACGCUUUUCCAGGACCUCCAGCACACUGGCUUUUCGGACAUGCGAAGGAGUUUAAACAAGAUGGGACAGAUUUGUACAGGCUUGUGGAAUUUGGAAAGCAGUAUGGUUAUGCUUUCCAAAUCUGGUUUGGGCCCUUUGUUUGUUUACUCAAUAUUCAACAUCCAGAUUUUGUGAAGACUGUAUUGGCAUCAACAGAGCCAAAGAAUGAUUUAGGAUAUAGAUUUCUUGAGCCCUGGAUUGGUGACGGUUUGUUGGUGUCAAAGGGUCAAAAGUGGUUUCGGCACAGAAGGCUUUUGACCCCAGGUUUCCAUUAUGAUGUGUUGAAACCAUACACUAAACUGAUGGCAGACUCUGCUAAAACAAUGUUGGACAAAUGGGAAAGUUAUGCAAACACCAGUGAGUCCUUUGAAUUGUUUGAACACGUGAGCCUCAUGACACUUGACAGCAUCUUAAAGUGUGCUUUCAGCUACAGCAGCAACUGUCAGACUGAGAGUGGAAAAAACGAAUACAUCAAGGCAGUUUAUGAGCUCAGCAAUCUGAUUGACAUUCGGUUUAGGACGUUUCCAUACCAUAACGACUUGAUUUUCUACCUCAGCCCACAUGGCUUCAGAUACAGGAAGGCAUGCAGAGUGGCUCAUGGUCAUACAGAGGCGGUCAUCAGAAAGAGGAAGGACGCACUGAAGGAGGAGAAAGAGCUGGACCGCAUACAGGCCAAAAGACACUUGGAUUUUCUGGACAUCCUUCUCUUUGCAGAAGAUGAAAAGCAGCAGGGUCUGUCAGAUGAGGACCUAAGAGCAGAGGUGGACACCUUCAUGUUUGAGGGCCAUGACACCACAGCCAGUGGCUUGUCUUUCAUCCUCUACUGUCUGGCCUGCCACCCAGAACACCAGAAAAUGUGCAGGGAGGAGAUCAUUCAAGCCCUGGAUGGCAGGGACACCAUGGAGUGGGAGGACCUCAGUAAAAUUCCAUAUACUACAAUGUGCAUAAAAGAAUCCCUCCGCCUUUACCCUCCUGUACCAGGAAUAGGCAGAAAGAUCACAAAACCCAUGACCUUUAUUGAUGGAAGGACUUUGGAGAAAGGUUCUUAUAUUGCAAUAAGUGUCUUUGGGAUUCACAGGAAUGCAGCAGUCUGGGAAAACCCUGAUGUCUUUGACCCACUGCGUUUCCUACCGGAGAAUGCUUCCAAAAGGUCACCUCAUGCAUUCGUGCCCUUCUCUGCUGGUCCAAGAAAUUGCAUUGGUCAGAACUUUGCCAUGAAUGAGUUGAAAGUGGCAACAGCCAUGACACUGAUGAGGUACCAGCUGAUAGAGGACCCAACUCUCAAACCCAAGUUAAUUCCAAGACUAGUGCUUCGCUCGAUCAAUGGCAUCUACAUCAAGAUCAAACCUGUAGAUCCACGAGAGUAAAGGUGAAGUAACUGCAAAAAGGACUGUAAACCUGGAAAGUACUUUUAUCAGUAAGGGAAAUCUGUGAGGAAUUAAAGUUUAUUAAAUUGUAAAAUUAAAAAAAAACUCUAUAGAAUCACAAAGAAAUAAUAAUGAAAACAAUAACUGUAUAUUAUUAUUUGCUGUGAGUCCAGUUGGAUUAUCUGUUGCAGCCCUGAGCAAAUAAAGUGCUGGUGUUGUGCCAAGGUAGCUGUCCCUGAUAACCCUGGCCACAGGAGUGCGCCUGCAUUCAGUGAAGGUGGAGCUAACAUUAGGUUUAUACGCUUUGAUUUUACGCAAGGACAUGCAAUAAUUAAUGCAAUAUAAUUGGGCAAUAAAGUGUCAAUAUUACAAAACUGUUAACUAACCAGUUCACUUUGCUGUUAUGGAGAGGUACUACAUGAUGAAGAAGAAAAAAAGGAGCCACCAAUGAUUACAUAAGGAUUCAUAACGGUGGGUAACAGAUAGCCUAUCAUUAAUGUUCUGGAAAUUACAUGGGUUUUAUAAAAAGGCCAAUUUCUUUUCAUUAAUAAUAUGUUGAGUUCAUGCUCAUGUCUCUGUCAGACAUAUCUUAAUAUGAAAAUAAAGAAAUAAAGUAAUUUGGUGCCCCCCGCACCACAGACCUCCUGUUCAAGUCCAGGCUAUAGGCUAUCCAAUACAUUAAAAGUAUGUAUUAUAUAAGACUGUAACAGAGUCAAAAUGCAAUAAAACUUAAUAUUAAUCAAAGAGGUGUUUUUCUAAUGUCCCCAUGCAAAAACAUGUAUAAAGGACUACAUUUGUGUAUAAAGAUCACUUAAAUUUU
Molecule: messenger RNA, 2855 nt
Organism: Plectropomus leopardus (leopard coralgrouper)
Lineage: Eukaryota; Metazoa; Chordata; Actinopteri; Perciformes; Serranidae
Product: cytochrome P450 4B1-like
Molecular function (GO): iron ion binding; oxidoreductase activity, acting on paired donors, with incorporation or reduction of molecular oxygen; monooxygenase activity
Source: RefSeq, a predicted model, not a curated record